Molecule: messenger RNA, 885 nt
Organism: Peniophora sp. CBMAI 1063
Lineage: Eukaryota; Fungi; Basidiomycota; Agaricomycetes; Russulales; Peniophoraceae
Source: the annotation of a GenBank genome assembly
AUGCCCGGCGUACUCAAGACCGAUACGACCACUCCGGCGUCAGUCGACAAGGUCUCGAAGGCCGGCCCUUCCACAUCCCCAACGGACAGCAAACCCUUUCGUUCGGGCGCUACACGCGCCCUCUUCCCCGGCCUCUCCAUAACAUACAACGACCGCUUCCUCCAUUCGAUCCUGAAACCAAAAGAUCCAUCCUUCGAUGUGCACCGUCGAACCGUCUUCUUGAACCUCCGCGAGAACAUGUUGGCAGCGUGGCACAAGCUCGCGCUCGAGGGGCGGCAUGCGAGCGAGGAAGAAGAGGCGGAGCUUGUGAAGAGCGAGAUGCAAUUGAGGAAGAUGGAGUUUGGGUAUCUUAAUGGCUCUUCGGAGAGCGACAGGACCGUCUGGUCAAUCAAGAGCAAUGAGCAAAUGUGGCGGAUGUUAACGCAGGACUUGACACCGGAAGACCUCGAAAGCGAAGAGAAGCUCCGCAAGAGUCUGCUUCAGCACCGCGCCACCGAAGCGCGUCAGACGCAGGCGCUCGUCUCCGCUUUGCACAGCGCUAAUUCUAUGCCCUUCGACCGCGCUUUCCUUGCUACACUUCCGGGGCCACGUGUGCGGCUAGUUAAGGCUGAAGCUGACAGGUUGCGUGAGCACCGGUACGUGAAUGCGGUCCCGGGCGAGACCGUCGACGACCUUUUACAGCGGAGGAAGCUCUGCGAGGAGUGGUUCGGCGGUGUAUUCGCGUGGCCAAGAGACGAUGGGAAGAGCGGGUUUGCGUUUCUUGACGAGAGGGAGCCUUCUACGCUGGCGUUGGAUGGUGGACCUCUGCCUACGAUCAAGGUCGAGUCUUGCGUGGUGGAUGCUAUGGCGAAGAUGACCGUACGCGACGACGAGAAGAAGACAUGA